AUGUCGGAAGUGGCGCAAGGCGGGGCGACGGUGUUCACCGACCUCGGCCUGAGCGUGUUCCCGAUAAAGAAUGCGGCCUUGUUCUGGAUGAAUGUGCUCCCCUCGGGCGAGGGUAACGAAAGGACCCGUCACGCCGCCUGCCCUGUGCUGCGCGGCUCCAAGUGGGGCGGUCGUAAUAUAGAACGCAUCGGUAUGGCUAUAAGGGUCGCAUGUGAGUGG
Iphiclides podalirius (scarce swallowtail) is the source of this 219-nucleotide messenger RNA. The record is from the annotation of a GenBank genome assembly. NCBI's taxonomy places the organism in Eukaryota, Metazoa, Arthropoda, Insecta, Lepidoptera, Papilionidae.